Molecule: messenger RNA, 2493 nt
Organism: Penicillium riverlandense
Lineage: Eukaryota; Fungi; Ascomycota; Eurotiomycetes; Eurotiales; Aspergillaceae
Gene: niaD
Product: nitrate reductase NiaD
Exons: 6
Coding region: 1-2493 (830 amino acids)
Biological process (GO): nitric oxide biosynthetic process; nitrate assimilation
Molecular function (GO): heme binding; nitrate reductase (NADPH) activity; molybdenum ion binding
Source: RefSeq, a predicted model, not a curated record
AUGCCGAGCACAACGACACAGACUACAACUGCGGAUCUCCAAAUAUCCCCUUUCAAGUCAAAUCAGAUCAAAUUAGAUGGCAUCCCAACACCGCCUGAGAUUGACAUUCCCCUUCCGCCUCCAUCAUACAGCCCAACUCAGAUCCUGGACGUUGACCAAGGCACACCGGACAACCAUGUCCCGCGAGAUCCACGGCUCAUUCGAUUGACUGGUGUACACCCUUUUAAUGUUGAGCCCCCCCUCACAGCAUUAUUUAAAGAAGUUGAAACUCCCAUUGUUCUCAAUUUCCGCCAAAUUCUACAGAAUUUCGACCAAAUAACCGCGCCAAUAACGCUAGUUUGUGCCGGAAACAGACGCAAGGAGCAGAACACGGUGCGUAAAUCGAAGGGCUUCUCGUGGGGUCCAGCAGGUCUGUCGACAGCCCUUUUCACAGGGCCCAUGAUGGCCGAUAUCCUGCGAGCAGCGAAGCCGCUGCGCAGGGCUAGGUAUGUGUGUAUGGAGGGGGCAGAUCAAUUGCCAAAUGGAUAUUACGGUACAUCUAUAAAGCUGAAUUGGGCCAUGGAUCCAAACAGGGGAAUCAUGCUCGCCCAUAAGAUGAAUGGAGAAUCCCUCAGACCAGACCACGGGCGUCCCUUGAGGGCCGUUGUGCCGGGACAGAUCGGUGGGCGAAGCGUUAAGUGGUUGAACAGAUUGAUUCUAACGGAGGAACCGAGUGAUAAUUGGUACCACAUCAAUGAUAACAGGGUUUUACCAACGAUGGUUUCUCCGGAGAUGUCUUCACAGGAGCACCAUUGGUGGCAUGAUGAGCGGUAUGCCAUUUACGAUCUGAACGUUAAUUCCGUUGCGGCAUAUCCGCAGCAUGAAGAGACACUGGAUCUUGACACCGCUGAGUCUAUGUACACCGCGAAGGGGUAUGCAUAUGCGGGAGGCGGACGGAGAAUAACGAGGGUUGAGAUAUCUCUGGACAAAGGAAAAACCUGGCGUCUCUCCGAGAUCGAAUACGCAGAAGACAAAUAUCGCGCCUUCGAAGGCGAGCUCUUCGGCGGAAAAGUGGACACAUGGUGGCGUGAGAACUGUUUCUGCUGGUGCUUCUGGUCCCUCGAUAUCCCCAUUCCAGAUCUAUCAGCCAGCAACGCGAUUAUAGUCAGAGCGAUGGACGAAGCACUGACGGCACAGCCACGAGAUAUGUAUUGGUCUGUGCUGGGGAUGAUGAACAACCCGUGGUUCCGAGUUACGAUCACGAAAGAAGGGAAUUGUCUUAAAUUUGAACAUCCAACUCAUCCUGCUAAGGCCGGUGGUUGGAUGGAGAGAGCGAAGAAGACCGGCGGGGAUUUGAUGAACGGAAACUGGGGGGAGCGAAUCGAAGGCGAAGCUCCUGUUGAGCCGGAGCCGAUCAAGGAAAUCAACAUGAAGAAGAAUAAUGUGAGCAGGGAGAUUGAUCUGGAAGAGCUAAAAGCAAAUGUCAGCAACGAGAAGUCCUGGUUUGUGGUUAAUGGAGAGGUAUACGAUGGUACGGGGUUCCUUGAAGGGCAUCCCGGCGGUGCGAGCAGCAUCACUUCAUCUGCGGGAUUGGACGUUUCUGAAGACUUCCUCGCUAUUCACAGUGAAACAGCCAAGGCCAUGAUGCCAGACUACCACAUCGGCACCCUAGACAAAGCAUCCCUCGAAGCACUCAAGAACAGCACCAGCCGAGAUUCAAAUGAACCACGUCCAAAAUUCCUACAAUCACACACAUGGACAAAAGCCAUACUGACAGAGAAAAGAGAUGUGUCCUGGGACACGCGAGUGUUCGUCUUCGAGCUCGAGCACGAAAAGCAAACCCUAGGUCUCCCGAUAGGACAGCACCUGAUGAUCAAAGUCCCUGAUUCCGCAGCCAACAACGAAGCCAUCAUCAGAUCCUACACUCCCAUUUCCGGGACCAGAAUGACAGGGAAAAUGGAGCUUCUCGUCAAGAUCUACUUCGAAACUUCUACAGCGCCAGGUGGGAAGAUGACUCUGGCUCUGGAUAGGCUUUCGUUGGGGACAACGGUUGACUUCAAGGGACCAAUUGGAAGAUUCGAGUACCUAGGCAAUGGCCGAGUUCUCAUCAGUGGGAAAGAGUGCAGAGUGCGCUCGUUCAAGAUAAUCUGCGGUGGGACGGGGAUCACGCCUGUUUUCCAGGUAUUGCGAGCUAUCAUGGAGGACCCUGGUGAUCCGACGGAGUGUGUUAUUCUUGAUGGGAACAGACUGGAAGAAGACAUUCUUUGUCGCUCAGAGCUAGAUGCUUUUGUGGCGGCUGAUCCACGGAAAUGUAUACUUGUGCAUACCUUGACACAGGGCUCCGAAUCUUGGACUGGUCGAAGGGGCCGCAUUUCUGAAGAGUUGCUCAUGGAGUAUGCUACUCCUGAGAAAGACAGUAUGGUUCUUCUCUGUGGUCCUGGUCCGAUGGAAAAGUCUGCGCGGAAUAUUCUUGUCGGCCAGGGCUGGAAAGAGUCCGACCUUCACUUCUUCUAG